AUGCCGGCGGCGGCGGGGGACGGGCUGCUGGGCGAGCCGGCGGCGCCGGGGGGCGGCGGCGGCGGCGGCGGCGGCGGCGGCGGCGGCGGCGGCGCGGAGGACGCGGCCAGGCCGGCGGCGGCCUGCGAGGGAAGUUUCCUGCCGGCCUGGGUGAGCGGCGUGUCCCGCGAGCGGCUCCGCGACUUCCAGCACCACAAGCGGGUGGGCAACUACCUCAUCGGCAGCAGGAAGCUGGGCGAGGGCUCCUUCGCCAAGGUGCGCGAGGGGCUGCACGUGCUGACCGGAGAGAAGGUGGCCAUAAAAGUCAUUGACAAGAAGAGAGCCAAAAAGGACACCUAUGUCACCAAGAACCUUCGGCGAGAGGGGCAGAUUCAGCAAAUGAUCCGCCACCCCAACAUCACCCAGCUCCUUGAUAUCUUGGAGACGGAAAAUAGCUAUUACCUGGUCAUGGAGCUGUGUCCUGGGGGCAACCUGAUGCACAAGAUCUAUGAGAAGAAGCGGCUGGAGGAAUCUGAAGCCCGCAGAUACAUCAGGCAGCUCAUCUCUGCGGUGGAGCACCUGCACCGGGCUGGGGUGGUCCACAGGGACUUGAAGAUAGAAAAUUUGCUACUAGAUGAAGACAAUAAUAUCAAGCUGAUUGACUUUGGUUUGAGCAACUGUGCAAGGAUCCUGGGCCACUCCGACCCGUUCAGCACGCAGUGUGGCAGCCCGGCCUACGCCGCGCCCGAACUUCUUGCCAGGAAGAAAUAUGGCCCCAAAAUCGAUGUCUGGUCCAUAGGCGUGAACAUGUAUGCUAUGUUGACUGGGACCCUGCCUUUCACGGUGGAGCCUUUUAGCCUGAGGGCUUUGUACCAGAAGAUGGUGGACAAGGAAAUGAAUCCCCUCCCCACCCAGCUCUCCACAGGCGCCAUCAACUUCCUGCGCUCUCUCCUGGAACCAGAUCCUGUGAAGAGGCCCAAUAUUCAGCAAGCAUUGGCGAAUCGCUGGCUUAAUGAGAAUUAUACGGGCAAAGUGCCGUGUAAUGUCACCUAUCCCAACAGGAUUUCCCUGGAGGACCUGAGCCCGAGUGUGGUGCUUCACAUGACGGAGAAGCUGGGCUAUAAGAACAGUGACGUGAUCAACACUGUGCUCUCCAACCGUGCCUGCCACAUCCUUGCCAUCUACUUCCUCUUAAACAAGAAACUCGAGCGCUAUUUGUCAGGGAAAUCUGACAUCCAGGACAGCGUUUGCUACAAGACCCAGCUCUACCAGAUAGAAAAGUGCAGGCCCACCAAGGAGCCCUAUGAGGCCUCCCUGGACACCUGGACAAGAGACCUUGAAUUCCAUGCUGUGCAGGAUGAAAAGCCCAAAGAACAAGAGAAAAGAGGAGAUUUGCUUCAUCGGCCGUUUUCCAAGAAGUUGGACAAGAACCUGCCCUCACACAAACAGCCCUCUCCCUCUCUCAUCACACAAAUUCAGAACACCAAAGCUCUGCUGAAGGACCGGAAGGCCCCCAAGUCUGGCUUCCCCGACAAAGAUGCCUUCGGCUGCCGCAAUAUUUUCCGCAAAGCCUCAGAUUCCAAUUGUGUGGCUUCGUCUUCCAUGGAGUUCAUCCCCGUCCCACCCCCCAGGACCCCCAGGAUUGUCAAGAGACCAGAGCCCCCCGUGCAGGGCCCUGGGGGUGCUGGCGUCCCGCCCAAGGAAGACCCCCUGGUGCUGGAUAUGGUGCGCUCCUUCGAGUCCGUGGAUCGCGAGGACCACACUGAACCGCCGUCCCCGUCUCAUCACUACAGGAUCCUAGGCUCGCCGGGGGGCCUGGCCCGUGGGAAUCCCGGGGAGCGGACACUCUCCCCGGCCCUGCUGCCUGGAAGCCUGUCCCCUCUGCAGACCCCUCUGCAUCCCACUCUGGUCUCCUUUGCUCAUGAGGAGAAGAACAGCCCCCCAAAGGAGGAGGGCAUGUGUCCCCCACCUCCAGCUCCCAGCAGCGGCGGCACGCAGCCCCUGGGGAGCCCGAAUUGCGUGAAAAGCCGGGGCCGGUUCCCCAUGAUGGGCAUCGGACAGAUGUUGCGGAAGCGACAGCAGAGCCUGCAGCCCCCCGCAGACCGGCCCCUGGAGGCCAGCAUGCCCCCGCUGCAGCCCAUGGCCCCCGUGAGCCUCUCCUUCGACGUGCCCGACGGGGUCAAAGGCCAGUGCUAACCUGGGCCACUGGCAGGAUUCUGGGGAUUUCGGAAGAAAGCGAUGACCAGAGUUCCACGCACGAUUUGGGGUGUGAAGAUCGGAAGGCCUCGUGGGAGCCUCCUUUGAGGUCUCCUCCCCUCCUGCCGUGCCCUGUCCCGACUGUGAACAGCUGAAACCCGCAGACCCAAAGCCUGCACAACCCGGCCUUGCGCAGGGACCCCGGAGAUGCUGCGCUUUCCCAGGAGGGCUGGCUACAGGUGCAGUCUCAAUCGUUCAUGUCCUCCAUCCGCCUGCCUCCCCCUGCCCGGGGCCCGCUGCUGGGUGGAAACCGUGCAUCAGCCCCUGGGCUCCUCACAUCACGGCCUGUUCCAAGAUCUUUCCUCACUUUUUGCUCUGUGUGUGCCUCUCAGGACUGUGGCUUCUCAACAGUCGGCCAGUCACACGGUGGCUCCUCCUGCAGGCCACGCAACCUUUCCUCUCGCAGGGGUGAAUCCCUGCAGGCCCGAGGAGCCAGUGACUCAACUGCCAGGGCUCAGGCACGUCAGAGGAGGACAGGCCGCAGCCUCCGCCAGCGGCACCAGCCCCUCUGCGCAGGCAGGGGCAGCCGGGCAGACACGGAGCCAGACCACGGGCAGCCCAAUGAAAGGAAAAGGCCAAAGGGGACAUGCGUUUGCCAUCUUCUUAUUUUGGUUGAAACUUGCUUAAGCGUUGAGUUAUCUUUUCCAAAGAUGAUUUUUUCCCCCUUUAUGUGAUGUCAGAGCGAAGUAGCGUAAUUUAGAAACCCCUGGAUGGGGAGAUGAGAAGCGAUCCUACCAAACUCCUGUUUUUUCGAGAAGAUAGGCAUGGAGGGCCUCAGACCCCCCCCACCCCCCCACCCCCGUGAUGUUUUCAGUGGCUGGCGGCCUGCCGUGGGCGCUGGCCCCUGCGUUUCUCCCGCCCUAUCAACGCAGCCUCAUCCUUCUGGAAGGCAUGGGACAUGCUUACAGUUGGUUCUUUAGGAAGAGAGAAAAUGCCAAGGUUGGAUGUGGGUGCAUUCGGAAGGCACCGUUCAUUACCUCUGCCCAGCGCAGUUUUCACGCUGCCAAGGAAACAAGUGUGGUUUAGCGCUGAACUAGUUUGCUAUAAGCUGCGAGCAGCCUCGCCGGGCGGCGAGCACAUUCGGAUGCGGCACCGCGGCUUCUCGGAGGAAGGCAGCGUCCCUCCAACGUGCUCUGAGUCCACGUUCUGUUUUCACACCUUUUGCCAAGGCUCGAACCAAAGAUGCGUCUCCGGUUCUGUGUCUGCGCCAUCCCGUGUGCACAUUUUGCAGAUCCCAGUGUUGUGUGACCGUGGCUAGCAAGGGGCCUGCUGGGGCCGUCUCCGCGUGGGGCCUGGGCCCUGGCGCUGGGCGGGGGCCGCUCAGUCAGGAGCAAAAUUGGAACAAAAAGAUCACAGCAGCAUGGGUUAGAGAGCGGUUAGCUCAGGAGACAGGUCACUCAGCGGCUUGGGGUCUUCAGCUCCUUGACGAGUGCAGGCAUGAGCAGAACCCACAGCUGUGAUCACCCCCAGGCGAGGCCUCUCCGCCCCCUGAUUCCGAAACAGGCCGUGGCCGUGGGGAGUGGCAAAGCCUGCCUUCAUUUCCACCUGGCAGCCCGCCCGGGCCAGAGAGCCGUGGGGUGGUUCUUCAUCUUGUCUCAUUUCGCAAUGUUGACCUCCGUCGGCCCCACACGUUUCUGACUGAGCAAGGAAACGGUGGAUACUUGGCUGACCCUGGAAGCCACCCAGAGGCCCAGUCCUGGCUGACCCUUGACGAGACCCGGAGCUGCUGCUUCCCCCUUAUUGGGGUCAUCCCGGCUCUGGGGCCUGUUGGGAAGGAGUCAGGCUCCAGGUUGUCGGUGUUCCUCCUUUGUGUGGCUCCAGACCGGGUUCCAGAACUUUCCAUCGAAAAUGGAGCUUGCUAAGCAGAAAGAAGAAACGCCUCUGAAAAAAACCUCUCCAAGUGACGUGAAGCGUGUGGUUUUGGAUCAGUGAAGGAACCUUUUUUGAACAUGGUUGCUAGCUGCAGGUGUCCCGCUCUGCAGGUUUGCAGGCUGUGUCCUUGUGCCUUGUGAACAUCUAUCCCUUUAUGUCUCUUUCUUGUAUUGUACCUUCCUUGAAAACAUGAGUGUCUUCCUGUAUCGCGGAUUAGCUCAUCGGGCAUGUUUUCUGUUCCUCGAUUCCAGCUGUCAUACGACUAACCGUGUCACCAUCGGUAACUUGAACUGUGAACUCAGGUUUAUUCCAGACCCAGUGAGAGGUGAGGGGGGAGUGAGGAAAGGGGAGGGUCAACUGUAGUUUUUUGUAUGUGAGCACCUGACAAAUCUAUGAAACCGAGUGAAAGAAGAAAUGUUAAAUUCUUUAUUAUUUUAUUAUAUUUAUAUGGGAAACUUGACCGUCCCUUUGGUAAGUACAGAGUAUGUUGUCUGUUUGACCCGUGACUGUCUCUCAUUAGCCUGUGCCCAUGACCUCAGUCAGCCUGUAGUUACGGACGGAAAUGACUGACCUGUCACCGUGUAAAGUCCAGGAGGAAAAGUCGACUGUAAUUGUGCGAUUUGGUCAUAAGUAAGGACUGUAUUUAUGUCACCAUUAUUAAAUAUAUGUACUUUUGUAAUGACUGUGAAAUACACUUUUCCCUCUCUCUGA
This is a messenger RNA of Canis lupus familiaris (dog), 4818 nucleotides long. RefSeq names its product hormonally up-regulated Neu-associated kinase (gene HUNK). Gene Ontology annotation, biological process: protein phosphorylation; intracellular signal transduction. NCBI's taxonomy places the organism in Eukaryota, Metazoa, Chordata, Mammalia, Carnivora, Canidae. Gene Ontology annotation, molecular function: ATP binding; protein serine/threonine kinase activity. Gene Ontology annotation, cellular component: cytoplasm. Bases 1 to 2175 code for a protein of 724 amino acids. The transcript is spliced from 11 exons. The record is from RefSeq and is a predicted model, not a curated record.